Messenger RNA from Malaclemys terrapin pileata, 850 nucleotides. RefSeq names its product transmembrane immune signaling adaptor TYROBP (gene TYROBP). Lineage: Eukaryota; Metazoa; Chordata; Testudines; Emydidae. Gene Ontology annotation, cellular component: membrane; cell surface. Gene Ontology annotation, molecular function: signaling receptor binding; phosphatidylinositol 3-kinase binding. Gene Ontology annotation, biological process: neutrophil activation involved in immune response; microglial cell activation involved in immune response; regulation of immune response. The transcript has 5 exons. Bases 131 to 460 code for a protein of 109 amino acids. The record is from RefSeq and is a predicted model, not a curated record.
CAUCCCUUCCUCUUUUCAAGGGUUUCCUGUCCGUGCUGUCUCUUGGCUCUGUCCCCAGCACCCGGCCCCUCCCGCGGGGACCCCAGCGCCCGGCAGACACCCCAGCCAGACACCUCCGCACCCCAGCACCAUGGGACCUCCGGGCCCCCAACCCCUCCACGCCCUACUGGGCUUGGCCUGGGCGCUGCUGGGUUCUGUUAACGCACAGAGAGAUUGCACUGGCUGCCCCCAGCUGAGCGGGGGGCUGAUCGCGGGGCUGGUCGUGGGGGACCUGCUGCUGACGCUGCUCAUCGCUGUGGCUGUCUACUGCGUGGCUGGCAAGAUCCACCUCUCGCGGGGCAGCGCACAGGGGGAGGCCAAGAAGCCCGCCGCCCCUGAGACGGAGUCGCCGUACCAGGAGCUCCAGGGUCAGAGGAUGGAUAUUUAUAGUGACCUGAAGAAAUCGGGAGCCAAUUAUUAAUGCCCCGUCUCCGUCUCACGCCCGCUCUGCACCCAAGCGGCUGGUGCCAGCGUUUCAAAUCCAUGCAGCCUUCAUUGUUUAUCUCCAUGCCACCCGCUCUGAGCACCGUUCCGUGCAAACAUGCAGCCCCCCUAAAUCUGCAGCAUUGAUCCCACCCCGCAUAGGUGCCGACUCCGUGGGUGCUCCGGGGCUGGAGCACCAAUGGGGAAAAAUUCCCCACCCCAGCUCACCUCCGCCUCCUCCCCUGAGCACCCCGCCGCAUCCUUCUUCUCCCUCCUCCCUCCCAGCGCUUGUGCCGCGAAACAGCUGUUUCGCGUGGCAAGCAUUGGGAGGGAGGGGGAGGAGGAGGAAUGCGCCACGCUCAGGGAAGAGGCGAAACCGGGGUGGGGA